Molecule: messenger RNA, 1198 nt
Organism: Cynoglossus semilaevis (tongue sole)
Lineage: Eukaryota; Metazoa; Chordata; Actinopteri; Pleuronectiformes; Cynoglossidae
Gene: faima
Product: Fas apoptotic inhibitory molecule a
Exons: 5
Coding region: 522-1067 (181 amino acids)
Biological process (GO): negative regulation of extrinsic apoptotic signaling pathway via death domain receptors
Source: RefSeq, a predicted model, not a curated record
UGGACAAAUUGUCAAAGUACUGUAAUAACACUGAACAAAAAAUCUCAUGUUGAAACUUCGUGGAUGUAACGUAAACAAACGUGCAGUUACACCACAAACAGCACGUGAACAGUUCCUUCAUUUGACCGGAGGAUAAAAAAUAAAACAAAGUUAUGCUGCUAAAAUAAAAUGACUCGUUACACAUUUAGCAACAAGUGCGACUUGGUUCCCUGACAAAUUAGGAAGGUCGACACACAUUACCACAAUAAAAGUCCAUAAACUUCAGUAUCUACUGUACAUACUUCAACAGUUGUAACGUGUGAGCCGAGAACUGUGUCCUGCGGCUUUAUUUUCUUUCUGGCCUUCCCAUUGGUUAUAGCGGAGGUCCAUACGUAGGCGAGUGUCUCGUUACCAUAACAACGACAUAGCCACAGAUAGGCUAACAGCUAGCUGUGGGAGCAGUGUGUGAGUAAACAGCUUUAAAACAUCUUCAUCUGUUCAGUACAAGAAAUCUACUCCGGGACCGUGAAGCAGAUAAAGUGAUGAUGUCCAAUGACCUGGCUGGUGUUUGGGAGGUGGCGCUGAGUGAUGGAGUCCACAGGAUAGAGUUUGAACAUGGCACGACCACCGGGAAGAGGGUGAUCUACGUCGACGGAAAGGAAGUACUGAGACGGGACUGGAUGUUCAAACUGGUGGGAAAGGAGACGUUCAACGUGGGCCACUCAGAAACCAAAGCCACCAUCAACAUCGACGCGGUCAGCGGGUUUGCCUACGAGUACACGUUGGAAAUCAACGGCAAGAGUCUGAAGAAAUACAUGGAGAACAGGUCAAAGGUCACCAGCACCUGGGUGCUAAACCUGGAUGGAACCGACUGCAGAGUGGUCCUGGAGAAAGACACUAUGGACGUGUGGUGUAAUGGACAGAAAAUUGAAACUGCAGGCGAGUUUGUGGACGAUGGGACGGAGACGCAUUUCACGCUCGGACACCACAACUGCUGCGUUAAGGCCGUGAGCAGCGGGAAGCGGAGAGACGGCAUCGUCCACACGCUGCUGGUGGAUGGAACAGAGAUCGCCGAGUGCACGGAGUGACCACGACUUCAGCCUGCUGUCUUUGUGGGAGUCUUACAGCGACUCGGAGACAAAGAAAGUUGUUAACGUUACUGUAUCUCAAAGACUCAAAGCUGCGGCUUUUAAUUAUGAAUUCAAAUUUUGAAAGCUGU